Messenger RNA from Lepus europaeus (European hare), 2974 nucleotides. It is a transcript of the gene ZNF575, whose product is annotated as zinc finger protein 575. Gene Ontology annotation, biological process: regulation of transcription by RNA polymerase II. The coding region runs from base 525 to 1235 and encodes 236 amino acids. Lineage: Eukaryota; Metazoa; Chordata; Mammalia; Lagomorpha; Leporidae. Gene Ontology annotation, molecular function: DNA-binding transcription factor activity, RNA polymerase II-specific; RNA polymerase II cis-regulatory region sequence-specific DNA binding. The record is from RefSeq and is a predicted model, not a curated record. The transcript is spliced from 3 exons.
CCCAGGACAGCGCACCUGUAGAGGCGGCCGCGGCCCGGAGCCCCGCCCCCCGGGAGGGGCCAUUCUGCAGGUCUCCCCGCCAUGCACGGCCCCAACCCCAGGCCCGGCAUGAAAUUUAGCGGCGAAAAGGACGUGGUUGACGUGGUGUCAAUGGACUGAGGCUAAGCUGGAGCCGGGUAAAGCUCCCUCUUCGACCCGAAGUCCCGCCCAUUGCGUUCGUAGUGCCCUGGGACGGAGGCAGAAGUCCCGCCCGCUCCGCUCCAGACCCUGCCACCGGCCGGAGUCCGGCUUGCACGGCCCGGUCCCUCCCGGGCCCUGCGGUCUCCGGCGGGGGAGACCCGCCCACUCUGGACGCAAGCCACGCCCACUCCGCUGGAAGUUCCUGCGAAACGCCUUGUAAGUUUGCAUGACCCCACCCUCUGUACCGUAGACCCCGCCCACUCGCCGCACCUGCCUUGGCCUUAGGUUCCCAGAGGCACCUGGAUCCGACAGCCCGGCAGUCCGCGGCGUCCCCCGCCAGCGAGAUGCUGCAGCGAAGCGCGGAGUCUGCGGCCGCCCAGCCCAGCGACGCUGCCCGGGAACCCGCGACCCCAGGAGCAGCUCCGAGCCAGGGCCCGCCGCAGAAGCCCAGCCCGUCAGCUCCGCCUUCCCGGCCCCGCCGGCGGCCCCCACCCCAGCGCCCGCACCGCUGCCCCGACUGUGACAAGGCCUUCUCGUACCCGUCCAAGCUGGCCACGCACCGGCUAGCGCACGGCGGCACCCGACCCCACCCGUGCCCAGACUGCCCCAAGGCCUUCUGCUACCCCUCCAAGCUGGCUGCCCACCGCCUUACGCACAGCGGCGCCCGCCCGCACCCGUGCCCGCACUGCCCCAAGGCCUUCGGCCACCGCUCCAAGCUGGCGGCCCACCUCUGGACCCACACCCCAUCACGCCCCUACCCGUGUCCCGACUGCCCCAAGUCCUUCUGCUACCCCUCCAAGCUGGCUGCCCACCGCCACACGCACCACGCCACCGACGCCCGCCCCUACCCUUGCCCGCACUGCCCCAAAGCCUUCUCAUUUCCCUCCAAGCUGGCCGCCCACCGCCUUUGUCACGACCCCCCCACCGCGCCCGGCAGCCAGGCCCCAGGCCGGCAUCGGUGCUCCAGCUGCGGCCAGGCCUUUGGCCAGAAGCCACUCCUGCUCCUCCACCAGCGCAGCCACGCCCAGGCGGAGCACCCGGGGGAGCGGGAGUGAGCGCCAGCGGCUCACUGGCUCCCUCUGCUGCCAGCCCCCGGCAGGAACCAGGUGGGAUGUGGACUUGCCUCUCGGAGACCGCGCAGGGACAGACUGCCCAUUUAUACUGGACCUGACCCCAGAAGGCGAGGAACCCUUUGCUCACCUGCUUUGGGGAGGGGGAGGUGCCAACCAGAGCUAGCCCUGGGUUGAUGGGAAAUGCCAACCGGCUUUUUUGCGGCUAAAAGUUUGAAUUGCCAUCUCCACUUCUGUGGAUGGCUGGAUAAAAUGCACACAUCCUCGUUUCAGCUGCUCUCCAGGUAGGGCCUGACCCUAUAAAUGUGCGCAUGUGAAAAAGGCAGGAAAGUGCUCACUGGAGCGCGGUGCUUGUGGCCAAAGGCUGGCAGCAGCCCAAGCGCCCAUCAGCAGGGGCCAGCUGGUGAGGGACAGGACAGCCACGGUCGGGACACGCAGCCGUGCAGUCAGUGCUGUGUGUGGACGGAUGUGGAGAGAUUCCCAAGCUCUCCCGGCUGGUGAUGCCACAGCCCACGCCUCGGAGCCAGCCUGAGCCACUGCUACCAAGCUGCGGGGCCCUGAAAGCCCUGUCACUUCUCUGGACCCCGGCGCCUUCCUCUCACAUGGCAGCAUCUGUCAGGGGCGAGCAGCGUCUCAGCAAAGCCAGCCCCCGUCUGAAGCCUGCGUCUCCCCCUGUGAAAUAAGACGAGCAAGCUAACGCCAAGCUGCUCGUUGUUCUAAACAUACGCACUCAGCGUCUACGGUGUGUGUGCUCUGCACGGGGUGUUGGGAACACGGCCGUGAGGACAGACCCCGGCUAGCAAGGUAGGGGAAGAAGCCAAGUCCGUUAGCUGGGUGAGUAGGGGAGCCGCCCUCCCACUCCAGCUACAAGGAUCACUUCCAAGUUGUAGCAAUGGCGCCUGUGCUGUUGGCCUGGGAACAGACCAUGGAGAGAAGUGAGCUCAGAAACACCCGUGAUGCCCGUGUGACAGACCCUACCUGUGUGUGGGGAGGCGAAGGGCCAGAUGGUUUCUGCUCCUAGGUUUUGCCAGCCCCAGGGCUGACUGCAGGGUUUGCCACCAUAGCAGAAGGCAGCCAUGCGCCUCACCACACGUGGGUGGGGGCAUGGCUGGACGCCAGUCGGGCUCUGUAAGGACAGCAGACGAGCUAGGUCUCCCUAGGGGCUGUAGUUUGUUGGCCCCUGCUGUGGACUGGUCCAUAAAGGAGGCCAAGAUCCAGGGAAAUAAACUAUGGGAUCACAAGACCCCCAAGAUGCCUGCGCCUCAUCCUUAGUUUACCCGUGGCGAAAGGGGCUUUGCAGGAAUAAGUGCCCAGUGUAAUCCCCAAGGGUCGGUAAUGGGCGUGGGGGAAGCAGAGACCAGUGCUGCGUCAAGGAAGCGGACUCUCCCUCAGGCCUCUAGGAGGAAUGCAGAGCCGCUGACCCCUGGCUUUAGCCCCCCGAGGCUGGUGUUGGACCUCCUCCCUAACUGGGAAUAAACGUGCAGUGCUCAAGGCCACUGGGUUGUGGUAAUCCGUUACAGGAACAAUAGCACAUGACCAGAUCCCUACCUCACACCAUGCACAAAGCAGUGGAGGGGUCUCUACAGACAGACCGAUGGAUGAAUUCAAGCAUGAACAGAGCUGGGACCAGCAGCCAGAUCCUGGGAACGUGUGCCCACAGGAGAGGCUGGGAAAGGCCUUCCCAAGGCUGCCAUGCUCAGCCGAGAUCUGAGCGUGGUGGACGC